AUGCAAGAUUUCAAUCGUCGACACUUUCCCUUUGUCGGCGAUAAUACUAAUGCAAGUGGUACUACAAGUCCGUACGAGUUGACCAAGAAUUGUGACUUUUACAUGACCAUGACCUUUCGAGACAGCGGCAGAGAUUUCUUUUUGACUGGCAAAGCCUGGCAAGAUGCCUUUUAUAAGAAUAUGAUGAAUGAUAGCCAAACGAUGUUCCAACGACCCAUGGCGGUUGUGGGGCCGUGGUCCAGCCAUAUCUCGGCCCAGUUGGCCACUUUGGCCGCCGUUACAACUUCCUCCACUACGAAUGAUGAUGAUGAUGAUAAUUUGGGAUUCAUUUCCAUUUCUCCCGCUUCGGCCACACCCUCCUUGGACGAUCGCACUCGCUAUCCCUGGUUUGCCAGGACACAAGUGACACCGGGAGACAUUGGCAGUCAAUUCGUCACCUUUGUCCUCACCAAGCUGUGGGGUGUGCGACAAUUUGCCAUUCUAUAUCCCCAAACCGGAUUUGGAAGAUCCGUUCAGCGGGGAAUCCUAAAACACAAUCUAGGAAGAGUCUUUUCGGCCAGUUAUGUUCCGGGGGACCCAGAGUCCAUGAAAGAGGUUGUGGCGCUCCUAAAGUCAAAAGAAUUUGUGUAUUAUUACUGUGUGGGUUGCGCCGACCAUCAACUCAUUCUACAACUCUACGAUGCCGGGUUGAUGGGACCGGGUACCAACACCAUGUGGAUGUUUGUGGGAAGCGUUAUUGAGGGGCUCUUGACGACGGUCUCCGACCCAGAAUCUCGCGAGGGGGAUGUCCACAAGGCUAUGAAUGGAUCCGCCUAUGUGGCCUUGCAGUUCACCAAGGAAUCCGAACAACCCACCAUUGCGCGACACAUUGCCCAAUGGCAUCGUCGGAAAUUGCAAUUUCGACAAGAUCCCGUCGCCACACGAUACCUACAAUCUCGGAUGCGGGGAGGAGCACUGGAGUGCAACCAAAUUGAUGACGAUAGCAUCAGGACUACCAACAGUUGCAAUGCCAAUAAUAGCACCGCGCUGUACGAUUCCCUCCUCAACAGGUCGUCGUUCAAGGCCAGCUACAUUGACCUAAACACCUACGAUGCCGUCUUGGCGUUUGGGAUUGCCGCGUGCCAGACACCUGACUUUACCACACAAUCCUUGUACGAUACACUCAAGCACGUGGAAUUCUUUGGGGCUUCCUACCAUGUUGCCUUUAACACGACAACUUGCUCGCGACGGGCAGAUUCGUUCGCGGGCUUUCUGUUCAAUAUACUGAUUGACAACAACAACAACAACAACAACAAACAAUAA
Messenger RNA from Seminavis robusta, 1302 nucleotides. The record is from the annotation of a GenBank genome assembly. Lineage: Eukaryota; Bacillariophyta; Bacillariophyceae; Naviculales; Naviculaceae.